Podarcis lilfordi (Lilford's wall lizard) is the source of this 399-nucleotide messenger RNA. Lineage: Eukaryota; Metazoa; Chordata; Lepidosauria; Squamata; Lacertidae. The record is from the annotation of a GenBank genome assembly.
AUGUGCGAACAAUUUUUGGGAACUUGGAAGCUUGUUUCCACUGAAAAAUUUGAUGACUAUAUGAAAGAACUUGGUGUGGGCUUUGCCACCAGGAAGGUGGCUGGUGUUGCCAAGCCCAAUGUGAUCAUCAGUUGCAAAGGAGAUGUUAUAACCAUCAAAACAGAGAGCAUUUUAAAGAACACUGAGAUUUCCUUCAAACUGGGGGAACAGUUUGAUGAGACCACAGCAGAUGACAGGAAAGUAAAGAGUGUUGUGACAUUAGACAAUGGGUCGCUCAGUCAGUUGCAGAAAUGGGAUGGAAAAGAGACCACAAUAAAAAGAAAAACAGAAGAUGGAAAGCUGGUUGUGGAGUGUGAAAUGAACAAUGUUAUCUGCACCAGAGUGUAUGAGAAAGCAUGA